UAUCCCUAUUGAAUCUGCAACUUUCAUGAGUUCUAAAUCAACGAACAAGGCUCUAACUAUAGGAAUCGGAUUCAUAAGCUGCCUAGGUAGUUAGAUCGUAUGGUAGUGGGAUUAGGAAGACGUGCACCAUUCCACUUCGGGAUGAUCGUUGGAUUAGUCGUGAGUCAUGAAGGAGCUAAAGCCCUGUCGUCUUCGAAAUAUAAAAUAUAUGAUCGUGAUAUUCGAAAGGCACCGAGAUUUGUGGUGAUAUCGAUAAAGUCGACCUUCAUUCACAAUGUCUGAAGAGCAAAAAGUGAAAGUCAAAACGCGGCUUCCAGUGCCGCCGCCCCUGAUUGCGGAAAGAAAACCAAUCCAUACGGAGCGUUUGAUUAUACGCCCCAUGAAUGAAGCAUAUCUCGACGGCAUUCAUGUCUUACGCACUCAGCCUGAGGUGAUGAUAUAUACAGUAGCUGGGCGAAUCGAUGCCGACAAGGAGGUGACGCGGGAAUUCAUGUCGCGCUUCCUACCGCCUUACGAUAGUCAAAGUUACGGAACUAUGAUCUGCCUCGCAUCAACAGACGAAGUAAUCGGGACGGGAGGUGUGAGAGUGAUCGACCCUAACUCCGGUUGGCCUGAAAUUGGAUAUACGUUUAAAACGGAGCACUGGGGGAAAGGGUACGCUACAGAGUGGAUGAAGGGCUGGCUCAGCAACUGGUGGACACUCCCUCGAUCCGAGGUUGAGAUGGAAGUGGACGCGGGAUCGGUGGACGGGCCCGGUGAGUCACCGGAGAAGAUCUGGGCCGUGGUUGAGGGCGGCAACAUUGGCAGUAAGCGUGUGCUUGAGAAGCUCGGGUUCCGGAAAUUUAAGCAGUGGACCGAGCCAGAUAACCGGGAAGGAUUUCCAGAUAAAUUGACAUUGGUUGGAUAUGUGCUUUCACACGAGUCGUGAACUAUUAGAGUUACAUUUGGACUAGUAGAGUGAGACGUGGAGUUAUUGGUUAUUGGUGGGAUAUGUACUUAGAUUUUGCCCUAUAUCUAGAACAUCAACGCUGCUCUUUCUAGGUUAGAAUGGUAUAAACUGGAUUGUCGAUGAUUCUUAGGGUAUAGCCACGUGACGACUGGCAUACAAAGCGCAUACCUACAUAGCAGAGGUGAAUACUGCCGUGUAGGACAUCAGCCUGUGAUACCUAGGUAGGUAGGUAGACACUUGAUGGUGUCACGAUUUGCUCCGAGACAGCCCCGGAGCACAUGCUGGGAUACUAGGUACGCAG
Molecule: messenger RNA, 1250 nt
Organism: Hypoxylon fragiforme
Lineage: Eukaryota; Fungi; Ascomycota; Sordariomycetes; Xylariales; Hypoxylaceae
Product: acyl-CoA N-acyltransferase
Exons: 1
Coding region: 275-928 (217 amino acids)
Molecular function (GO): acyltransferase activity, transferring groups other than amino-acyl groups
Source: RefSeq, a predicted model, not a curated record